CUCCUCUGCUGGAGCUCCACAUUCGUUCGUCGUGGUCGUCUUGUGGUGCUUUCGUCGAAAUUUCGCUACGUUUCAGUUUGCCAAAAAAACCUUCGAAUAAAUCGAAAAUCGGGCUUAAGGUGUGCGUUCCAGCUUCCGGAGUGAGUUUCGAUUGGGUUGCAAUCAGUGCGGUGCGGGAUUGUGUCGUUGAUUAGCGGAAAAAUCGGUGCAAAGUGAGGCCAGUAGGCUCGAAGCUAUUUCCGAGAAAAAAGAAAACAAUCCAGGAAGAAGAAACACUCGAAUCAAUCGUAGAAGCGAGAGCCAUGGCCAGCUUCCACCAGAGCCAUCAUCGUGAGCACCGUGGGGGAGGAGGCGGUGGUGGCCGACACCACAACAAUCGCCAUCGCCACAACCAUCAUCACCACCAGCAGCAGCAACAUAACAGUAGCACCAGCAGCGCUGGCAGCGGGAGUACCCUCAACAGUAGCACCGGAAGCAGCAACGUCAAGCAUUCCUCGCCGUCGGAGUCGUCGGAACCGAGCAACGAUUCCGUUUGUGUGGUCUGCUUCAAGCCGAUCCAGUUCUACGCCAUCGGCGAGUGCGACCAUCUGUGCUGCUUCGAGUGUUCCACCCGGAUUCGGGUGCUGUGUCGGCAGAACGAUUGUCCCAUCUGUCGGCGGGAUUUGGCCAAGGUCAUCUUCUCGAAGACGCUGGCCCCGUAUCGGGAGCUGGACGUGAAGAAUCGGUCCGGGUUGUACGAUAAGAAGUAUCGGAUCUGCUUCACGGACGGGGAGGUGCAGCAGGCGUUUUUUGAGCUGCUGGACAAUAAGUGUCCCAGGUGCGACGAGAAGAACUUCUCCAAGUUCGACAUCCUGCGGGAGCAUGUCCGCAAGCGGCACGAGCUAUUCUACUGCGACAUCUGCACCGAGCACCUGAAAAUCUUCUCGUCGGAACGUCGGUGCUACAGCCGGCAGGAUUUGGCCAUCCACCGGCGGGUCGGCGAUCCGGACAACGUUGGCCAUCGGGGCCAUCCGCUGUGCGAGUACUGUGACAAACGGUUCCUGGACAAGGACGAACUGUUUCGGCAUCUGCGGAAGGAGCACUUCUUCUGCCACUUUUGCGACGCCGAUGGGGCCAACUACUUCUACGGUGACUAUGAAUCGUUGCGGGAUCACUUCCGACAGGAGCACUACCUGUGCGAGGAGGGUGAAUGCGAGCAGGAACAGUUCACGGCGGUGUUCCGAUCGGAGAUUGACCUGCGGGCGCAUCGAGCUUCGGCCCACGGCAAGAGUAUGAACAAGCUAGCCAACAAACAGACCAGGACUUUAGAGUUGGAGUUCAGUUACGCACCACGGGGGAAUCGGGAAGGAGCUGGCGGUCAUCCCGGGUCGGGACCUUCGGGAAGUGGCCCCGGCGGUGGCCGGAACCGUGGUGGAGGAAAUAGCGAUCGUGGGGGUGGCGGUGGAAACCGCGGAGGCUACGACACUCAGAGAGAUUUCGAUGCGUUGAUAAACGACCAGAUGGUCGGUCAGCAUCCUCCCAAGCGGAUAGACGCUAACAGCGAACAGGACUUCCCGUCUUUAGGUGGCACCGGGGGUAAUCCCGUGUUCCGGCCAAACAAUGUUUCGAUACGACAGCGCGUGUUCGGUGCCGCUGGUUUGGCCAGGACGAAAGAAAACUUCCCCGCCCUCGGGUCAGAGGGCGGGGAUGGACCAGGAUCGGCCAGCAUCAACGAAGGCUUUAGUAGUAAGAUUACCGCUAGUUCCCUAUUGAAACCUAGUCAACCGAUGGGCGGCAGUAGCGGCAGCAGUGGUGCUUCCGGCUCCGGGAGGGGCCAAGGGACGUCCAAACCGAGUACCAGUAUGAUGAUCCACGUGUCGAAUCGGCCUCCGAGUGGGUCCGUCGUCAGUAGCAGUGGUGCGAAGAAAGCCAACAACGUAGCGGACUUUCCGGCGUUGCCAGGAACCAACAAAUCCAGCAACAAGAAAGCGGAUCUCUACUCCGACAUGGAAGACACCGAUACCACGAGCAACGGAAUGGUCAAUCUGAAUGCGAUCUCCGCCAAGCACCGUUCCCUGGUGGACGGCUACGUGUCGAUGUCCAGUGCGGUGUCCAAGGUGGCCACCGUGGCACCCCCAAAGGAGACCAAAAAAUCCACCCAAAACGUGGUGCCCAGUGUGAACUCGACCAAGGCGUUCCCCACAUUGGGUGGCGAUGGCAGCAAGGCGCCCAAAUCGGCCCAGUGGAUGGUGGCCAACAAGGUGAACUCGUCGUCCUUUUCCAGCGGCAACGGAAACGGAAGCUCCGCAAACGUGUCUUCCAAGAAGAAACCCGUUCCGGCACCGAACCUGAAAGACGACAGCAACUUUGUUAACUUGAAUGCGUUAACCGGGAAGAAGUCCAGUGGAGGUGGAGAGAGUUCCGGUUCCGCCGGAAAGGCCAACGAUAAGAAGAACAACAACGACCAGGGCCCCACGAAGCAGAGCAAAGGCAAGGACAAGAACAAGCCCAACAAGGAAAACGAAUCGGCUUCGCUGUCUGAUAACUUCCCGGUUCUGGGCGGUCCGCAGAUUACGGACUUUGCUUUGGCCAAUCUUGGCGGCGGCGGUGGCGGCGGCAAUGCUCCAAAACGUGGUCCUCCGGGAUUCGAGAAUGUCAGUGUAAAUAAUAGCAGUAGUGGCAAUAGCAACAACAGUAACAACGGUAUCAGAAAAGUUCCUGCUCCUCCGCCCGGUUUUAGCAACGUAACCUUGAACUCCGUGGCCAGAAAUAUCAACAACUUGACCUUCACCAGCUCGAGUGGCGAAAGUUACAACAUCCUUCCGGGCGCGUACAGCUACGUGGCUCCGUCCAAUGCGAGCAAAAGGAAUCAGAACCUGGUGACGCACUUCCAGCGGGCGCUGAAGAAACCGGAAGCGCUGACCGAGUUCCGCACCAUUUCGCAGAUGUUCCGCGACGGGAUGUACAAUCCGGCCCCCUAUUACGAACACUGCAAGGUUGCCUUAGGCGAUAAGUUCGCCGAAAUUUUCCCCGAGCUGGUGGCCCUGUUGCCGAACAUUACCAAACAACAGGAACUGUACCUGGUCUACUGUCAGGAGGCGAAGAACCGGCCGAAAAGCGGUGCCGGUCCGAAAGGCAAAUCUUCCGUACCCCAGCUGGAGGUUUGCCAGGUCUGCAAGCAGGUGCUGGUCCGGGACGAUCUGACCGAGCACUUCCAGUCGCACUACAUGGAGAACAACUUUCCCAAGCUGGGUGCCAACGAAAACCCGCUGGAAGACGGCAAGGUGGCCUCGGCCGCGUGGAAGAAAUAGCGGUAAAUAUGAUUGGUCCUUGGUUCUUUUUUUCUUGUGGGGGGAAAACUGGAUUCAAAGCUGCAAUGCAAGGAGAGAACCGAUGUGUUUGAUGUGCUUCUUUUUUCGCGGGAAGUGAAAUGAUAAAGCAACUCAAUUUUUAAUCAAACAAAAAAUGAUUUAUACGGUUAGUUCAUCGGAAGCUGAUACCUUUCGAUUUGUCAAAACAAAGUUCCAUUCGGUUUAAUGUAAAGAGAAAACAAUCUAUUUGGCGUAAAAUUAUUUUUGAAAAGUUUCACAAUGCUUGUUAUAAAUCCAUGUUGGUUUUAAAAAGUCGACUCCGCUAGAAUGCGCGUUUCGCGGAAUAACGCUUUCAAUCACUGUACAAACGUAGACGGAAAAUGCAAAACUGGUAUAGACUUGUCCGAAUCUUACUACGAACCUUAAUACUACCAUUCAACCACCUAUAACUACCCUAAACUCUCAAAUUCAAUGUAAAUAUAGAGCUUCAGUUCAAAAGUUUGGGUAAUCAGAAAAGUAUAUAGAAAGAAGAAUACACAUGCCACCAUUUAUAAGGGUAAUCAACAGUUAAAAAGUGGUAGUAAAUGCUUUUCAGAACGUA
Aedes albopictus (Asian tiger mosquito) is the source of this 3891-nucleotide messenger RNA. Its product is annotated as E3 ubiquitin-protein ligase ZNF598. Gene Ontology annotation, molecular function: ubiquitin protein ligase activity; ribosome binding. Gene Ontology annotation, biological process: rescue of stalled cytosolic ribosome; protein ubiquitination. The coding region runs from base 303 to 3290 and encodes 995 amino acids. Lineage: Eukaryota; Metazoa; Arthropoda; Insecta; Diptera; Culicidae. The record is from RefSeq and is a predicted model, not a curated record. The transcript is spliced from 6 exons.